AUGUGGAACAACAACAGCGCUUUAGCAACUUUCAUUUCUCCAAUCAAGACUGCCAAGUGUCAGCAGGCUAACAGCAGCUGCCCAAAGGGCAGCGAUGGCGGUAAGUGUGGAAUGCUGGGGGAAGAAUACUCGUACAUGUACAGGACCUCUUUGUAUUUGGCAGCCUCGGCAUCAGCAGAAUUCUUUGCGGAUGUUGGCCUUGCUCCUUUUGAGGCUAUGAAGGUCAGAAUUCAGACUGCACCAGGAUUUACAUCGUCAAUGACAAAAGCUGCAUCAAUUAUAUCAAAACAAGAAGGCAUUGGAGGGUUUUACAAGGGUUUGGCACCCUUGUGGGGCAGACAAAUUCCUUACACAAUGAUGAAGUUUGCUUGCUUUGAGAGGACAUUGGAAGCUUUGUACCAGCACGUAGUACCAAAACCUAGAGAGCAGUGCACAAAGGAGGAACAACUGGCAGUCACUUUCACUGCUGGCUACAUUGCCGGCGUUUUCUGUGCAAUUGUUUCCCACCCUGCUGACACAAUUGUGUCAAAACUGAACCAGGACAGAGGGUCAACUGCCAUGGAUAUUGCUAAGCGACUCGGCUGGUCCGGCUUGUGGAAGGGCUUGGGUCCAAGGAUCUUCAUGAUUGGUACUCUCACUGCCCUGCAAUGGUUCAUCUACGAUGCCGUGAAGGUGGCGUUUGGGAUCCCCAGACCACCACCCCCAGCAAUGCCAGAGUCAAUGAGGAAACGUUUGGAAGCAGAAGGAAAACUCUAAAUAACCAAUUUAAUUUCAAGGUGACGAAGUUGAUGGCAUCUACAUAGUCUCUUCUAAGAGAAUUCAAAAGGUGUUCCGGACAUAGAGGCAACUGCUCCUGUGAUCUGUUGAGGGAUAGUCUUCUGCUUCUUCUUUCGGUGGUCGAUUCUGAAUCUCAAUACUAAGGUUUACGGUUGUUGGAAGUGAGCCAUGAGAUAUACAACUUAAGCUGUUGAAAA
Messenger RNA from Notodromas monacha, 974 nucleotides. NCBI's taxonomy places the organism in Eukaryota, Metazoa, Arthropoda, Ostracoda, Podocopida, Cyprididae. The record is from the annotation of a GenBank genome assembly.